UCACGACGUUCGCGAGAACAUGGAGCUAGAAACGCUGCUGCGGAACCACGCUUCAGCAAAGAAAUCUGAUGAGAAUUCUCAAGAAGAUGAAAAAAAGGAAGACAAAUACUUUCAGAAGAUGUAUCAGCAGUGGAAGGGCGUGAAGACUAAGAAUGAUUCCACUUAUAAAGUGAUACCAAAAUUCUAUUUCAAGUUGCCGAAAGAAGACGAAAUUCUACCACAGAAAUUACGUGAGGAAACACGCGCCUUAUUCCUACAAAGACGUUCUAGACAGUUACUCGAUAAUCACGAAUUGAAAGCACUCUGGGUUUUGUUGGACAAACAUCACAGUCCACCUUUGUCAGGAGAUGAGCAGUUAAUUAAUUAUGAGGACUUUAAGAAAGUAGGCAAACUGGCAGGAACAAAGUGCAGUCCGUAUUUUACUGCAGUUGUUUUUGCCAAACUGCAGCAAGGAGAUUUACAUGGUAGAAUUAGCAUAAUGGCACUAUUCAAUUACGUCAUGCGAAAAGUUUGGUUACAUCAAACAAGGAUUGGAUUAUCUUUAUACGAUAUUACGGGACAAGGUUACCUUAGAGAAUCAGAUUUGGAAAAUUAUAUCUUAGAACUGAUACCAACAUUGCCACAACUUGAAGGGCUGGAAAAGUCCUUUCACUCGUUUUAUGUGUGUACAGCUGUCAGGAAAUUCUUAUUCUUCUUAGAUCCGCUUCGAACUGGAAGAGUUCGUAUUCAGGAUAUUUUAGCGUGUAGCUUCUUGGACGAUCUUCUAGAAUUGAGAGACGAGGAUUUGCCGAAAGAUUUGCAAGAAGCCAAUUGGUUCUCUGCACCUUCGGCCCUUAAAGUUUACGGGCAAUAUCUUAAUCUGGACAGAGAUCACAAUGGAAUGUUGAAUAAAGAGGAACUCGCUGGAUAUGGCACUGGUACUUUAACCGGUGUAUUUCUUGAACGAGUAUUUCAAGAAUGUCUCACCUAUGAAGGCGAGAUGGAUUAUAAGACUUAUCUGGAUUUCGUUUUAGCAUUAGAGAAUCGGCACGAACCUCAGAGUCUUCAUUACCUCUUUCGAAUUCUCGACAUUAACAAUCAUGGUUACUUAGAUACUUUUUGUCUGAAUUAUUUUUUCAGGGCGAUACAAGAACAGAUGACGAUGCAUGGUCAAGAACCCGUUAGUUUUGAAGAUGUCAAAGAUGAGAUCUUCGAUAUGGUGAAGCCAGCAGAUCCGUGUAAAAUUACGCUGCAGGAUUUACUGUCAUGCGGGCAAGGCGACACGAUGGUCAGUAUCUUGAUCGAAUUCCAUGGCUUUUGGGCAUACGAAAAUCGUGAAGCUAUGGCUGCUGAUACCGGGGAUGAGUCGUCUCAUGUAUGACGAAGCACUUCUCAUCCAAAAAUACGAGAUAAACGUCCCGAGAUAAAUAGUGCACUGGACAUUAACACUUAAUGUGUUUAACACGAUAUUGUGAUGAUACGCAUUUUGUAGUAACAAAAUUUUUAUACUUUUAUUAUAUGUGCCAGAACAUGGCAAUCACCGU
Molecule: messenger RNA, 1523 nt
Organism: Mycetomoellerius zeteki
Lineage: Eukaryota; Metazoa; Arthropoda; Insecta; Hymenoptera; Formicidae
Product: serine/threonine-protein phosphatase 2A regulatory subunit B'' subunit gamma
Exons: 7
Coding region: 20-1360 (446 amino acids)
Biological process (GO): microtubule cytoskeleton organization; B cell homeostasis; regulation of dephosphorylation
Cellular component (GO): spindle; centrosome
Source: RefSeq, a predicted model, not a curated record